ACCUGCAAAGACUAACUUAGAAAGGUGCUUGCUGCAAACCAGAUUGCUACUACCUAAACCUGAUUGAUAGAUCCUGUUGUAAAUCUUCAAGACGGAAGCAGAUAGAACAUGGAACAGCAAAUGAAGAAGAGAUUGAGGAAAAGUUGCCAUAAGGGCCUAGGUGAAAGGGCCUUUGUUGCGACUAAGCCAAACCAAGUGCAGUGUGGCCCCAUGCUGCAGGCAGAGGAGGAACCUGCUAAUACAAUGUGGGCCUUAUGUGAUGAAGGCGGCGUGCACUCUGACACUGGUCUGCAGGCAGUUGACGAGCCCUUCCCUGAGUGUUACAUUGAAUGCAUAAUACGAGGUGAGUUUUCAGAACCCAUCCUGGAUGAAGACUUGAUUUUUAAAUCCUUGGAAUACCUGAAAGAAGAAUCAGAACAAACCCUUGCUCAGCAGGUUCUUGGAGAAAAUUCACUUCUUGGAGACAACUCACUUGAAUGCUCUUUGGAAUACACCAAAGAAGGGGCCAGACCAAACCUUUCUCAACGGUUUGCUGAAGAGAAUUCACUUGUGUAUUCGGAGUACAUGACUGGCAAGAAGCUUCCCCCUGGCGGAAUACCUGGUGUUGACUUAUCUGAUCCUAAACAGCUGACAGAAUUUACUAAAAAGAAGCCGAGAAAAAAUACAGAAUAUGAUGAUCAAAAAACACUCCCCUGUCCUCAGGGUGGAUGUCCAAGGAAGUUUAAGGAUAAGUCCUCCCUGAGAAAACAUCUCCUAGUUCAUGGUCCCCGAGACCAUGUCUGUGCAGAAUGUGGGAAAGCUUUCAUUGAGAGUUCAAAACUGAAGCGACAUUUUCUGGUGCACACUGGAGAAAAGCCCUACCAGUGCACAUUUGAAGGGUGUGGGAAGCGCUUUUCCCUGGACUUCAAUUUGCGCACACAUGUACGAAUCCACACUGGUGAGAAACGCUUUUCGUGCCCCUAUCAAGGCUGUUACCGGAAGUUUAUUCAGUCAAGUAACCUGAAAGCUCACAUCUUAGCUCAUGCAAAGGCCAAAGUAUAGGUGGGAGAGUAGUCCUCAAACAGGAUAAGCACCUUAAGGAUAAAUGUGCCUAUUGAUUAUUGUUUC
This is a messenger RNA of Echinops telfairi (small Madagascar hedgehog), 1107 nucleotides long. It is a transcript of the gene ZFP42, whose product is annotated as ZFP42 zinc finger protein. The record is from RefSeq and is a predicted model, not a curated record. The coding region runs from base 109 to 1041 and encodes 310 amino acids. Lineage: Eukaryota; Metazoa; Chordata; Mammalia; Afrosoricida; Tenrecidae. The transcript has a single exon. Gene Ontology annotation, biological process: regulation of transcription by RNA polymerase II. Gene Ontology annotation, cellular component: PcG protein complex; transcription regulator complex. Gene Ontology annotation, molecular function: RNA polymerase II cis-regulatory region sequence-specific DNA binding; DNA-binding transcription factor activity, RNA polymerase II-specific.